GAAGAUCGAUAGUGCUAACGUUUUGGCGUGCACAAACACUCUAAUAUCUUUGGUUGUAGCGGUUAGCGAGUAUCAACUGUCACUGCAAGUUCUUUGCCGGUUAUCCAUAUGUCCUCUGGUUGACAGUUUCUGUCAACAUCAUCAACAAAGAUGUUACCAAGAAAGUAAGAGCCAGAGCUGUUAUUAUACCAGCUGUGACUGGCUCUCCUUGACUGGACCAUCGAGUCUGACAUUUGAAGAUGUCGCGAGUUCUAGAAUGGAGUAAAGAUAUGGGAAGUCAUGAAUGAACGAGUCUUUCUUAUUUGAAAUGAUUAACCUAAAUUGUCGUACAGAGAAAAUAAUUUUUGGAAAACUUUGUAAUAUAAGCAUGGAUACACCUGAUUAGUUCUUUUCAUGUCAUGUAUGAUUCGAGAAUUCUCUUAUUCAUGCUGGACUACGCGUUUCCAGACGUUUUUGUGCAGAAAAAUAUGAAGAUGUGUAUGUGAAGUUUAUUAAUUCUCGUUCAAAAUUAUUGUGCGAAAUAGUUUAUCUCGAGAACACCUAUCUCAUUGCCUCAUAUAGAAGGCGAAAAUGAUAGUAGAGCCGACAUUGAAUCUGUGCUCUCUGUCAGUUUGGCAGUUGAUCCAUAGCAGAGAUGUGAAAAUAUGAUUUAUCUUUUCAGACAUUACUUUGAGAUCAUUAUUUUGCCUACUUGCAUAUUCUUUUGAUAUGCGUCUCUUGCAAAUGCCAUUUAACAAUUUGUCCAGAUGCUCUGGCUUGUGUCUUUUUAUAACUGUUUACCUAAGUUUGUUCGUAAUAGCUGGCAUUAUUCUUUUUGGACCCUUAUUAAGAAAUAGUAGAAAUGGUGUUUUAAUCCUUCCUGGCAACUAUCAGUUUUCCGAAGAUAAAUUAAACAGUAGAUCUUCAGAAUAUUUCUCUUCAUUGGGUGCUUUUACCCAAAGACCUAAUAAUGCACAAAAAAGUAGCAAAAGACCCAUUGAAGAAGAAGAAGAAGAAAAAGAAGGCAUCAACCUACUUUUAAGAUCUACUUUUGAUUUUUAUUGGCCACACAGCUAUUCUACACUUGUUAAUUGUUCAACUUUACAAGAAAUAUCUGAUACAGAAUUUGUUGCUGCUGGAUGGACAAAAAUUGUGUAUAAGGGGACAUUCCGAGGUAAACAAGUUGCAGUCAAAACAGCAAGAUAUAAUGGGCGUGAUGUUCAAGAAUGUCAGAAAGAUAUUGGCUCCUCCAAAACAUGCUUUGAAAGAGUUGAUGCCAAGAUUCUUAAGGAAGUUGUUUUGCUGACAGAUCUUGCUCAUGAAAAUGUAGUAAAGAUUUUGGGGUUUUGCAUUCCAGAACUUGAUGGUACAGCAACAUUAGUUACUGAGCUGGGUGAGCCAAUUGACACUGUGCGCUUGCUGCAGAUUUCAUGGGAAGAUAGACUACGACUUGUGUUGGGAAUUGCUCAAAUUUUGAAUCAUUUUGCUCACUCUCCAUUGGGUCCAUUAUCAAUGAAUGACUUUCGACGGGAACAAUUUGUUAUUGUCAAUGGUGUACUGAAAGUGACAGACUUGGAUGAUGUGGGCAUAGGAGACCCUGAAUGUAUCAAUGAUGAUAUUUGCAAAAAUAUAACAAAUUUUGCUCUGAACAGAAAUACAACAAAAGAAGACGGUGACACAAGAUUUCCUUCUUGCAUCAAUUUUCGCUGUGUGGGUCAUAAUUCCAGAACAAACGUAUGGCAUGCUGGGCAACAUUUUGUCAAGUUAUUGCUUCCCAUAGGAGCUCCAGAGAACCUCAAACCACAUAUACAAAACUUAAUAGACACAUAUGAAUUCAAGAAAAAAGUUUCUCUUUAUGAGGAAGUACCAUAUAUAUUGCAGAAAACACAACAAAUUGUUGACCUUUAUAAAUCUGGUGAAUACAUGAACACAAGCGAAGGCCUGGAUGAACUAGGUACUAUAUUUAUGAAAUAUCAAUGGUCUCAAGGAGUGGCAUGGUGGGGUGUGGGUUUCAAACGAAUAAGUAAUGCUGAUUUACCUGGAAUGUUUGAUUAUCAUUGUCGCAACUCAAUAUCAGCUGUGAGUUGUGUGAUAUCAGUGUUCAAUGCAGAAGAAGCUGCAGAGUUAUGUGCUAAAGACCCAGAUUGUAAAGCUGUAGUCUUGAGCAAGGAGCAAACAUGGACAGGAAGGACUAUUGCCAUUUUCAAAAAUGGAUUCAAUUCACCUAGUGUGGAGGAAGGCUUUAUUCUCAUUCACAAACAAGGUUUGUAGCAGGCUGAAGCUCGGGUUCAAACUUUUUACUUUUUCUAGCAAACUGGAGGAUUGUGGAUUCUCAUCAAGAUAUUCAUGCUGAAUUCUAAUAUCAAUGAAAGACCUAACAAUCACACAUUUCAAUGUGAGUUAUAAGGUUAAUGAAGAUCUGAAAUGAAAUUUUGAAAUGGAUCGGUAGAUAUCAGUUGUUAAUAGCUUCAUUAUAGAAGUCAAUAGGAACUAUUUCGAGGAUAUAUUAAGGAUAAAAAAACAAACAAAAAAAAAACGCUUACCUUGAAACUAUUAUGAGAUGCUGAGAUAUCUACUUGGCACCCAGAUGUACAUACUAUUAUUUAUAUUGAAGAAUUGUUUAUAACAGAAACUCAGCAAGGUUCUAAGAUAAAUUAAUUUCAUGACAGAUUAAUUUUUAGUGAUGCAUGCUGGAUUGUGGAACAGCAGUUUCUCAGCGGCUGGAAUGAGCCCACUAGCAAGCUCUAGCAUUACAAUAGUUCCUGAAUAUGCAGUUGCUCAGUAAAAUGUGAGAAAUGCCACAUUUGAUUCGAGGUUUGAUAUGUUUCCCAAAUUGUACAUAAAGUUGCAAGUAAGAAAAAAAUAAUGCAACUGCAAUAUAACCCUCUGUAGACAGAGUUUUUAAGGAACAUAGUCUCUGCUUUUAGCAAACUUGUUUUGUUGCAGAUAUAGUUAAAAACUUAGGUUGAAUUAUUUCUACAUUUUCAAGAUCCUUUUCUGUAGAUAUUGAAUUCUGUUUCUUCAAUUUGUUUAUGGAAAUAAAACUGCAAGAAAAUGCAGUUCUUGUAACUAGUGUUUCCAGCUGUUAUUGCCAUAUUAUACAACUGUAUAUACAGAAAGUGCCAUAGGAUGAGCAUUAUCAAAUGUACCAAAAGUUUUCAUUGUUGAAAAAUGCAUUGUACAUAUUUAAGUGGUUAUAUUUGGUUGUAGAUGGAAAGAAAUUUACUUCCAGAAAUGCUCCUGUUAUAUUUGACAGGAAAAGUGUUUAACGUAAGGAUUUUUAGUAAAUAAAUAACCUAUGUAAUUACUGUACUAGUCGUGAGAUACAAUUGCUCUGUGAUAUUACAAGUUGUAUUUUAUAUCUUUUAAUAAACAAUGUGCGAUGUAUAUCUGUUCUUUUUGUUCUGUGCAAGAUGGGUAGGUAAAAGAAAACUUUUAGAAAUAUUUCUGCAAUGACCCUGCUUUUUUCCACUUUUUAACAAUAUGAAUUUUAUAUAUUUAUUUUUCUAUUAGAUCUGCU
Messenger RNA from Gryllus bimaculatus (two-spotted cricket), 3499 nucleotides. NCBI's taxonomy places the organism in Eukaryota, Metazoa, Arthropoda, Insecta, Orthoptera, Gryllidae. The record is from the annotation of a GenBank genome assembly.